Molecule: messenger RNA, 1487 nt
Organism: Sinocyclocheilus grahami
Lineage: Eukaryota; Metazoa; Chordata; Actinopteri; Cypriniformes; Cyprinidae
Gene: fgf8a
Product: fibroblast growth factor 8a
Exons: 5
Coding region: 246-878 (210 amino acids)
Molecular function (GO): growth factor activity
Source: RefSeq, a predicted model, not a curated record
GGAAAUCCAGUUAGUGCUUAUACUUGUCACCGGUGUCAGUCUGGACAUUGUUUCUGCCUCCGAGCAGCAGAUCUCGUAAUUUGCCAGUUGAUCUGUUCAUCAUAUGUUGCGAGUCACAGUUUGGAUACCAGCGCAGGACUUUAUACAUUUAUUUCAUCGGGAAAACCUGAUUUUUGUCUUUUUACAUCUUUGCAAAUUAGGCUACACACAUUUUUUUUUCUGCGAGGCCCUUCCAUUCCAGCAACAUGAGGCUCAUACCAUCACGAUUGAGUUAUCUAUUCCUUCACCUCUUUGCGUUUUGCUACUAUGCUCAGGUAACCAUUCAGUCCCCGCCUAAUUUUACACAGCAUGUGAGUGAUCAAAGUAAGGUGACGGACCGGGUCAGCCGUAGACUAAUCAGGACCUACCAGCUUUACAGUCGAACCAGCGGCAAGCACGUGCAAGUUCUGGCCAACAAGAAAAUCAACGCAAUGGCCGAGGAUGGUGACGCUCAUGCCAAACUCAUAGUGGAGACGGACACUUUUGGGAGUCGAGUUCGAAUUAAAGGAGCUGAAACGGGAUUCUACAUCUGUAUGAGCAGAAGAGGGAAACUGAUUGGCAAGAGAAACGGUCAGGGGAAAGACUGCAUUUUCACAGAGAUAGUCCUGGAGAACAACUACACAGCUCUGCAGAAUGUGAAGUAUGAAGGCUGGUACAUGGCCUUUACACGCAAAGGCAGACCCCGCAAGGGCUCCAAAACCAGACAACACCAGCGGGAAGUCCACUUCAUGAAGAGGCUGCCCAAGGGACACCAAAUCGCAGAGCACAGACCCUUUGAUUUCAUCAACUACCCUUUCAACAGACGGACUAAACGCACCCGCAACUCAGGAGAGCGUUGAAGAGUGAAGCCGGAGAAAAGGAGAGGACAGAGAGCGAGAGACUUUCUCAAACAAUGAACAGACUCCUCUUGUGGACUCCUACAAACAUUUUUUUGUACUGAGCAACAAUAUACCUAACCUUUAGUUUUUUAUGAAUUUUCAGAAAUAACAAAAAAAGAAGAAAAAAAAAAACAUCUCGAGAAAAAAAGAGAUCUAUUUUUGUACCCCUGACUUUUAGUACUGACCUGUGUAAGAGUAUAGAAAAGCGAAGCACGGGACGUGUAAGUGCUGACAUUUUAGUAGUACGUGGACUUCAUCUGUCUAUCCUCUCUUGAUCUGCUUUGGUUUCAUUUGAUUUAGAUGGUUUUAGAGUAAUUUAUAACUCUUUGUAUUGCUGCUCAAGGGGACUUGAAGGGCCUGAGAGAAUGCACUGACACCACAAGGCUGUAUUCGGUUACACAGGCAGCCGGGGCACCUCUCGACCACCCAGCGAUAAGAUACCCAGCUCAUCUCUCAGUAACCUCUCUGGUUCUUGAUUCUGGAACUCUCUGGAGAUAAACACGGUUAAAGCAAACAGAGCUUUAAAUACAUAUUUAAAUGUGGCAGCUACAUUUUGAUUAUCGCAGGUUU